AUGGUCUCAGACAAAACCGAUAAACUUUCGUGUACUUCUGAGGCUAUUUGGCUAACUAUAAAAGCACCGGGUUCACCUAGCCUUGACAGCCUGACGGUCUACCGACCGCCGAGAAAUGAUCCCACAGCGGACGCCCGUCUGAUUGAGGACCUGGAGAGAUUCUCUAUCCGGUCCGAAGUCUUAAUCAUGGGGGACUUCAACGCACCUCUUAUCGACUGGAGUUCAGCUUAUGCAUCUGGUCCAGACCAUUCUUUCGACCGACGUUUGCUGGACAUGACCUUCAAGUUAUUUCUCACUCAGCACGUCUCCUUUCCGACGAGGGUGCGCGAAGGGCAACAGUCAAACUGUCUGGAUCUGCUCCUUAUGAAGUCACUGGACAGCGUUGAUGAGGUGCAAUGUCUACCCCCCCUAGGUCGAAGCGAUCACGUCGUACUGCUGUGGGAGUACUCCAUUUUUUCUCUGCCCGAACAGGCCACCAGGGUUAGAAGGAACAUUUGGCGCGGUGACUUUGCCCAAGUGAAAGCUGAACUAAAAACCAUAAACUGGGAAUCAGCUUUUUCCGGUGACAUAAUCAAGGAUUGGGACUGGUUUAGUGAGUUACUGCACGUUCUUCUCAGAGACCACUGUCCUAUUUCACGGAAGAAACUAAAUUGCAGACCCCCGUGGCUAACACAAGCUUUAAAAAAAGAAGUGAAUAAAAAGCGGAGGUUAUGGAGGAAAUUCCUCUCGGAUAGGAGCUAUGUGUCGUUAAAUGCAUACAAAGCACAGAGGAACCUAGUUAGGAGGUUAAUCCUCGGGACGCGACGUACUUUCGAGAAAGACCUACUGAAUCGAGCCGCAGAAAAUCCGAAGUUCUUCUAUGGUUACAUAAGAAGAAGCACACGAAACAGAGAACCAAUCCCGUUAUUGAAAACUAGUGACGACCUAGAACUCAGUGAAGACGGAGAAAAGGCAGAGCACCUUUCACAGUUCUUUAAGUCCAUCUUUACGAAGGAAAGCGCAUUUCUCCCUCCCGACUGCGACAUAGUGGACGCGCCAACGAUUGAGCACGUCUCUUUCGCCGAAGCUAUUGUUCGCAAAGAACUGUUGAAGUUGAAUGAGUCUAAAUCACGUGGGCCGGAUGACAUACCGCCCAAAUUUUUGAAGGAACUUGCUGGAGAACUAUCCAAACCGAUGUCCAUGCUCUUCCAAGCUUCGUUCGAAGCAGGCUAUUUGCCCUCCGAUUGGAAAUCAGCGCGGAUCACGCCAAUUUAUAAAGGCGGCAGCAAGGUCUUAGCAAACAACUAGAGACCAAUCAGCCUUACUUCAAUUUUCUGCAAAAUUAUGGAGAAAAUAAUAAAGCGAGAAAUAAUGCACUUCCUAGAAGAGCAUAAUCUGCUAUGUGAUGCCCAGCACGGAUUUCGUAGAGGCAGAUCAUGCGUGACGAAUCUACUAUAUUGUUUAGAUCGCUGGACCCGGGCAGUCGAUGGCAGCAAUGCAGUGCACGCAGUCUACGUCGACUUUAAGAAAGCAUUCGACAGUGUACCCCAUCAGCGUCUCCUGUACAAAUUAAACCGAACAGGCCUGAGGGGUAAUCUCCUGAGGUGGAUACAAAGUUUCUUGAUCGGUCGCUCUCAAAUCGUCCACGUCGGUGACAGGCAGUCGGCGGAGGUAGCGGUUGAAAGCGGUGUUCCACAAGGCUCCGUUCUUGGCCCUACCCUAUUCAUUAUUUACGUCAACGACUGCGUCAGUGAACUGAAUUGUGAUGUCGCCAUGUUCGCUGAUGAUGUAAAACUUUGGAGCGUCAUCCGAACUGAAUUUGACGAAGAGCGCUUGCAGGCAGACCUGGCCCGACUCGAGAAAUGGUCACAGGACUGCCUUUUGCCGUUUAAUGUGGCUAAGUGA
Molecule: messenger RNA, 1884 nt
Organism: Spirometra erinaceieuropaei
Lineage: Eukaryota; Metazoa; Platyhelminthes; Cestoda; Diphyllobothriidea; Diphyllobothriidae
Source: the annotation of a GenBank genome assembly